Orycteropus afer afer is the source of this 789-nucleotide messenger RNA. It is a transcript of the gene SCO2, whose product is annotated as protein SCO2 homolog, mitochondrial. The record is from RefSeq and is a predicted model, not a curated record. Gene Ontology annotation, molecular function: copper ion binding; copper chaperone activity. Bases 1 to 789 code for a protein of 262 amino acids. Gene Ontology annotation, cellular component: mitochondrial inner membrane. NCBI's taxonomy places the organism in Eukaryota, Metazoa, Chordata, Mammalia, Tubulidentata, Orycteropodidae. The transcript has a single exon. Gene Ontology annotation, biological process: intracellular copper ion homeostasis; mitochondrial respiratory chain complex IV assembly.
AUGCUGCAGCCGGCUAAGGUGCCCAAGGCUUGGCAGGGGCUCUCCCAGCUCAAGCUGUUGGCCCCUGGAGCCCAGGCCCUCUAUCUGAGGCCCCGCCUUUUGUCAGGACAGGGUCCUACAGGAACUGGAAGACAAGGCUGGCCCCAGGGCCCUGGGUUUCGCACGAGGCUGCUGGUCACAGCCCUGUUUGGGGCAGGGCUCAGCGCUGCCUGGCUGGCUGCUCGGGCAGAGAAGGAGCGGAGGCAACAGGAACGACGGACAGAGGCCCUGCGCCAGGCAGCCGUGGGCCAGGGCGACUUCAGCCUGCUGGACCACCAGGGCCAAACCCGCUGCAAAGCUGACUUCCGAGGCCAGUGGGUCUUGAUGUACUUUGGCUUCACCCACUGCCCUGACAUCUGCCCUGAUGAGCUGGAGAAGCUGGUGCACGUGGUACAGCAGCUGGAGGCCCAGCCCAACCUGCCCCCCGUGCAACCUGUCUUUGUCACCGUGGACCCUGAGAGGGACAACGUGGCGGCCAUGGCCCGCUAUGUGCAGGACUUCCACCCACGGCUGCUGGGUCUGACCGGCUCCACUGAGCAGGUGGCCCAAGUCAGUCGUAGCUACCGUGUGUACUACAGUGCUGGCCCCAAGGACGAGGACCAGGACUACAUCGUGGACCACUCCACCACCAUCUACUUGCUCAAUCCAGAUGGCCUCUUCACAGACUACUACAGCCGGGGCAGGUCGGCCGCGCAGAUCGUGGAGAGUGUGCAGCGCCACAUGGCUGCUUUCCGCAGUGUGCUGGACUGA